GCCGCCUGGGAGCGAGCUGCGGGCGCCGGCCGCCGGCCGCCGCGUCCGUCAGACCCAGCGGGCGAGGCUCCGCGCCCGUCCGCAGCGCGCGGCCGGCAUGGCGGCGCGGAAGAGCCCCGCGCAGGAGCGGGAGCGGCCUCGCGACCACGCCUCAGGAAAUGACCAAGUUCAUUCCUGGACACUAGUCACCAGCCAAGCCUUAGAUACCACAUGGAGAGUGGUGAAGGGGUCGGUGACGUUGGCAGUUUCAUUUCUGGCGGCCAUCCUCUGCUACUUCAGAAGGCUGCAGCUGUAUUUAGGGCACCGGCUGAAAUGGUGGAUUGGAUAUCUGCAGAGAAGAUUCAAAAGGAACCUCAGCGUGGAGGCGGAAGUUGAUUUACUCAGUUAUUGUGCAAGAGAGUGGAAAGGAGAGACACCCCAUGCCAAGCUGAUGAGGAAGGCUUACGAGGAGCUGUUUUGGCGGCGGCAUAUUAAAUGUGUUCGACAAGUCAGGAGAGACAACUAUGACGCCCUGAGGUCGGUGCUGUUUCAGAUCUUCAGCCGGGGCCUCGCUUUCCCAUCCUGGAUGAAAGAAAAAGAUAUUGUGAAGCUUCCUGAAAAACUGCUCUUUUCGCAAGGUUGUAAUUGGAUCCAGCAGUACAGUUUUGGUCCUGAGAAGUAUACAGGUUCCAAUGUGUUUGGAAAAUUACGCAGAUGUGUGGAAUUACUGAAAACACAGUGGACUGAAUUUAGUGGGAUUAAAGAUUAUCACAAGAGAGGAAGUAUGUGCAACAUCCUUUUUUCUGAUGCUCUCCUGGAAUAUAAACUUUAUGAAGCCCUGAAGUUCAUCAUGCUCUAUCAAGUCACCGAGGUUUAUGAACAAAUGAAGACCAAAAAGGUCAUCCCCAGUCUUUUUCGACUCCUGUUUACCCGGGAAACCUCAUCUGACCCCUUGAGCUUCAUGAUGAAUCACCUGAAUUCUGUCGGCGACACGUGUGGACUGGAGCAGAUUGAUAUGUUUAUACUCGGAUACUCCCUGGAAGUAAAGAUAAAAGUGUUCAGACUGUUCAAGUUUAACUCCAGAGACUUUGAAGUCUGCUAUCCAGAGGAGUCGCUCAGGGAGUGGCCGGAGAUCUCCCUGCUGACCGAGAACGACCGCCACUACCACAUUCCUGUCUUUUAAGUCAGGCUGGACUGGGCUGUAGCUCUCGCCAGUGACAGAAGUCACCCUUGCAAGUAGUGUUUCUAGAAAACCAAAGCUGGCAUUGCUGCCGUGGAAGGACUCGGGACCUCCCUCUCCAGGAGCGCAGGUACCCUGGACAGGGGACCUCAUGGUGCCUCCCUUUGUUCGCACUGGUUUCCUCCAGCGCAGCUGCAGUAAUGGGUUUGUGGGUUGGUGGUUUGCCCUUGUUUGUGAAGACUCUGGCCACUUCACACACAGUAGGGCACAAGGACAUUUAGUUUGAACAAGAACAACAACAGGAAACAAGUGAGAAGAAAACAAGUAUGGGAAAAGGACUAAAGGGAAAGAAUUUCUUUGGCUGUAACCUUUUAUGUUCUUCAUUAGGAAUCUUGUCUUUGACUGACUUGGGAUCUUCAUAAGCAUGGCCUUAUUUUAUAAGUAUUACCUUCCCAGGAAUCUCUGUGGUAUAUUGAUUUUCCAGAACCCUUUGAUUAACUUUAAAAUUGUGCGUGUGUGUUUAUACUCACAUGCACGUAUACAUGUAUAGUUUUAUAUAUACAUAUCUAAACACAUACAUACACAUAGCCACUACUUUGUAAUGUUGUACAGUUUGUUUUAUAUCUCUUUACUUUUUUUUUUUAAACUGUUGCAUCUGGCCGGUUUAAUAUGUUUUAUAUAGACCAAAAAGAUACAUUCUACAGAUUAAGGCAACUGAAUGACAAUUAUUGAACUGUCACAAAAAUAUUAAACUGGUGUAUUUAAUGUGUA
Messenger RNA from Dama dama (fallow deer), 1930 nucleotides. RefSeq names its product OTU deubiquitinase with linear linkage specificity like (gene OTULINL). The transcript has 8 exons. Gene Ontology annotation, molecular function: cysteine-type deubiquitinase activity. The record is from RefSeq and is a predicted model, not a curated record. Gene Ontology annotation, biological process: protein linear deubiquitination. The coding region runs from base 98 to 1162 and encodes 354 amino acids. Lineage: Eukaryota; Metazoa; Chordata; Mammalia; Artiodactyla; Cervidae. Gene Ontology annotation, cellular component: cytoplasm.